GAUUGUUCUGUGCUGACUACUGACACUGACAACUGUACAUAACCUAACAUUUUACAUGUGUAUAAGGUACAAGCAAAUACAAGUCCGUAUAACAGUGUUUAAGUAAUUGUAGAUCUAUUUUCCUAAUUUAAUAUGACUCGAUUUGCAAGAGCAAAAGGCUCAAAAGCAUCAAAUGAAAGGGUUCCAGAAGAAGCUACACCCUGGAACCAAAUGAAACAGCAAUUAUUAGAUAAAGAUAAAGAAAUUUCUGAAAAGAAAAACAGACAAGAGGCUAUUGAUAAGCGCAAUGCGAAUUAUAGAGCCUUUUUAGAAGAAAAGGAAGAGGAGGAAAGUAAACAUGUAGAGUGGGCAGAAUUUCCAGAUGAAACCCCAUCAACAUUUGCUAGAACGAAGAAAAAUUCAUUUUCAAAGACUGAUAAUUGUGUAAUUCAAAACGUCGAUCAGAGUCAAUCUGGUAAAAAGAAAAAAAAUAAAUCAGUCUCUAAGCAAUAUGACACAUCAUUUGAUGAAACUAUGGUCAAUAUAGAUGAUGAGUUAUCAGAUAAUGAUGAAACAUUUGUAGCUUUGAAAGAAAAACUUGAUAAAAUAUUAAGUGAGCCAAAAUCAAAAGUUAAUAAUCCUCAAGAGAAUGAUGAUAGUGAUGCUCCUCCAGAUGAGCAAAGUUCCAAAGUGGAAGUUUCAACUCCUCCAGCUAAAAUAAAGAAAGGGAAAAAGAAAAAGGUACCAAUCAAAAUAGAAAGUGUUAAUCCUAAAGGUGAGAAUAUCGAGAAAUCAGAACAGCAAUCUAAAAAACGAAAAUCUGAUGAAGAAAAUAUGCCAAAUAAGAAAAAGCUUAAAACUCAAGGUGAAAACAAAAGUAAAGAUAUCAUAAACAAAAAGGGAAAGAAAGAUCAAUCCACGAAACAGAAAGGUGCUAAUCAACCUAAAAAGAUUAUUAAGGAAAAUUUGACGGAACUAGAUUUAAAAAAGAUUGAAAAGAAAAAACAAAGAAGAAUUAAACAAGUAGAAAAGAAAAAGAGACUAAAAGCUGAAUUAAAAAAGCAAAAAGAAGAAGAAGAGAAAUUAAAAGUAGAAAAUGGCGAAGCAUCAGUUAAAUUAGAAAUUUCAAAUGAAAAAAGUAUGGACAAUAAAAAUAAUAAUAAAUUUAAUUCAUCACAGAAACAAAAAGAUUUUAAAAAUUUUGAAAAACCUAAUCAAUUCAAUAAAAAAUUUGAGAAAAAACUCCCAAAAAGGAAAGAUGGUAAGGAACCCCAACGAAAGAAGCCCCUUUUGCCCACAAAAAUGUUUAUAAAUGGAAAGGAGGUUGAAGUAGACUAUGUAGAUGGAUUUCCAGUCAAAAAGGAGGAUGCUGUUAGGUUGAAAAAGCUUCGAAGGGAAAUGAUAAGUAAAGGACUACCAAGAAGUGAAAUCGACAUAGCUUUGAAACUAGAAAGGAGAAGAGCUGAAAAGGCUUUUACUAGAGAAAAGAAAAAGGUAUGCUUCAACUGUCGAAAAUCAGGUCACAAUUUGUCAGAAUGCCCAGAAUUGAAUAAAGAUCAAGUUUCAACAUCUGCAUCAGGAAUAUGCUUCAAAUGUGGCUCAACGGAACAUACUCACUUUGAAUGCAAAGUUGUAAGGGGGCAAGAUUUUAAGUAUGCCCAGUGUUUUAUAUGCAAUGAACAAGGACACAUAUCUAGGCAAUGUCCUGAUAACGCUAGAGGACUGUAUCCUAAAGGUGGAUCGUGUAAGGUGUGUGGAGAUGUUACACAUCUAAAGAAAGAUUGCCCCAAAUAUCAAGCUCAACAGGAACAUUUGCAGAAUAAUUUAAAUAUUGAAACUAUUGGUAGCAGCAAUCCCGAUUGCCUUGAUAAUGAGGGCAAUCAUAAUCAAUUUAGCUUAGGUAAUAAACGACCUAAUAAAGUUAUUAAGUUUUAAAUGUAUAUAAAAUAAAUAUAUUACAG
Messenger RNA from Diabrotica balteata, 1940 nucleotides. The record is from the annotation of a GenBank genome assembly. NCBI's taxonomy places the organism in Eukaryota, Metazoa, Arthropoda, Insecta, Coleoptera, Chrysomelidae.